CACACACACACACACACACACACACACACACACACACACACACACACCCUUGCUGUACACCUCUCUGGUCAAGAUGAGAGGCCUCCUGCUGAUUACCAUUCUCCUCCUGCCGGUGGUGUGCUCCAUGUAUUCCGAGAACUCCGACUGUGUGGUCAAAAGACAGCAGGAGAGAUGUAUGGAGAGGAUCGCCCUGCACAACCUAACACACUACCUGGAUAAUGGCUGUCCGUGGAUGUGGGACGACCUGGCUUGUUGGCAGGAUGCAGCCGUAGGUGAAAUGGUAUCAGUCAGAUGUCCUGAAGUCUUUCAUGACCUCCUGAGUCCUGACGAUGAGAUUGGUUGGAUCAGUAGGAACUGUACAGCAGAGGGCUGGUCAGAAACAUUUCCUCACUACGUUGACGCCUGCCUGUCAGACGAUAACACCACCAGACCGGACAUGAACUAUGCGUCUGUGAAAGCUCUGUACACAGCAGGAUACAGCACCUCUUUGGUUUCUCUCACCACCGCCAUGACUAUACUCUGCAGGUUCAGGAAGCUCCACUGUACCAGGAACUAUAUCCAUAUGAACCUGUUCGUCUCCUUCAUGCUGAGAGCUAUCUCUGUGUUCAUCAAGGACGGGGUUCUGUACACCCAGGAGGAAGAAAACCACUGCUUCAGACACACUGUGGAGUGUAAAGCAGUCAUGGUAUUAUUCCACUACUGUGUGAUGUCCAACUACUUCUGGCUGUUCAUCGAAGGCCUGUACCUCUUCACCCUGCUUGUCCAAACCUUCUUCCCAGAGAGGCGGUACUUCUACUGGUACACCGUGGUAGGCUGGGGUACUCCCACCAUUUGUGUAACUGUCUGGGCUGCUCUGAGGCUUCACUUUGAUGACACAAGUUGCUGGGAUACCAACAACACCACUGCCCUCUGGUGGGUGAUCAAGGGACCUACAGUUGUCUCCAUCAUGAUCAACUUUGUCCUGUUUGUUGGGAUCAUAGUCAUUCUGGUCCAGAAGCUGCAGUCGCCUGACAUCAGAGGGAAUGAGUCCAGUAUCUACCUCAGCUGUGCUCAGAAAUGCUUCAGUGAGCCCACUCAGGCUGUACAACAUUCCUGCAGGAUGUCAGAGCUAUCAGUCAUCACACUGCGUCUGGCUCGGUCCACCCUUUUGCUCAUCCCCCUCUUCGGGAUCCACUACACUGUGUUUGCCUUCUCACCAGAGGACGUCAGCAAGAAGGAGAGGCUGGUGUUUGAGCUGGGCCUGGGAUCUUUCCAGGGUUUUGUUGUGGCUGUCCUCUACUGUUUCCUCAAUGGAGAGGUGCAGUCUGAGAUCAAGAGGAAGUGGCGUAGCUGGAGGGUGAACCGGUACUUUACCGUGGAUCUGAAGCAUCAGCAGCGCCACCCAUCCCUGGUCAGCAGCGGUGUCAACGGGGGAACACAGCUCUCCAUGCUCAGUUCCAAGAGCUCCUCCGCAUUACAGAUACGCAUGGUGGGGCCCCUGGCCGAGACACCGUCCACACUCAACCUGCCCAUCUGAUUGUCUCAAACCCCUGGCCGAGACACCGUCCACACUCAACCUGCCCACCUGAUUGUCUAAAAACCCUGGCCCGAGACACCGUCCACACUCAACCUGCCCACCUGAUUGUCUCAAACCCCUGGCCCGAGACACCGUCCACACUCAACCUGCCCAUCUGUUUGUCUCAAACCCCUGGCCCGAGACACCGUCCACACUCAACCUGCCCAUCUGUUUGUCUCAAACCCCUGGCCCGAGACACCGUCCACACUCAACCUGCCCACCUGUUUGUCUCAAACCCCUGGCCCGAGACACCGUCCACACUCAACCUGCCCAUCUGUUUGUCUCAAACCCCUGGCCGAGACACCGUCCACACUCAACCUGCCCACCUGAUUGUCUCAAACCCCUGGCCCGAGACACCGUCCACACUCAACCUGCCCAUCUGUUUGUCUCAAACCCCUGGCCCGAGACACCGUCCACACUCAACCUGCCCACCUGAUUGUCUCAAACCCCUGGCCGAGACACCGUCCACACUCAACCUGCCCACCUGAUUGUCUCAAACCCCUGGCCCGAGACACCGUCCACACUCAACCUGCCCAUCUGUUUGUCUCAAACCCCUGGCCCGAGACACCGUCCACACUCAACCUGCCCACCUGAUUGGCUGACACACCUAGCUGAGACUUUGCCCACCCUUAAGUAGAACACCUGAAUUGGCUCAGACCCCACUCGCCCACCUGAUUGUGUAAUUGGCUCAGACCCCUCACCAACCACUUAUCUUCCCAGACAAUUCAGAUACAUGUUAUUUAGUUAUCUAGUUAUUUAUAUAUAUAUUUGUUCUUUACAAAAUAAGAAGAGUUGAUGCUCUCUUACAAAUAAUAUGUUCAAACAUAGAGUAACUAACUCCUCCCACUAGCCAGGCUCUCUCAUAGAGUAACUAACUCCUCCCACUAGCCAGGCUCUCUCAUAGAGUAACUAACUCCUCCCACUAGCCAGGCUCUCUCAUAGAGUAACUAACUCCUCCCACUAGCCAGGCUCUCUCAUAGAGUAACUAACUCCUCCCACUAGCUAGGCUCUCUCAUAGAGUAACUAACUCCUCCCACUAGCCAGGCUCUCUCAUAGAGUAACUAACUCCUCCCACUAGCCAGGCUCUCUCAUAGAGUAACUAACUCCUCCCACUAGCCAGGCUCUCUCAUAGAGUAACUAACUCCUCCCACUAGCCAGGCUCUCUCAUGGAGUAACUAACUCCUCCCACUAGCCAGGCUCUCUCAUAGAGUAACUAACUCCUCCCACUAGCCAGGCUCUCUCAUGGAGUAACUAACUCCUCCCACUAGCCAGGCUCUCUCAUAGAGUAACUAACUCCUCCCACU
Messenger RNA from Oncorhynchus gorbuscha (pink salmon), 2859 nucleotides. Its product is annotated as pituitary adenylate cyclase-activating polypeptide type I receptor-like. Gene Ontology annotation, cellular component: plasma membrane; neuron projection. The coding region runs from base 74 to 1516 and encodes 480 amino acids. The record is from RefSeq and is a predicted model, not a curated record. The transcript has 14 exons. Gene Ontology annotation, molecular function: peptide hormone binding; G protein-coupled peptide receptor activity; vasoactive intestinal polypeptide receptor activity. NCBI's taxonomy places the organism in Eukaryota, Metazoa, Chordata, Actinopteri, Salmoniformes, Salmonidae. Gene Ontology annotation, biological process: adenylate cyclase-modulating G protein-coupled receptor signaling pathway; cell surface receptor signaling pathway.